AUGAUUAAUAAGGCAAUAAAAAAAUUAAGUACAAGAAAUUUGUUAUGUUUUGUAUCAAGACAAAAAGAAGAUAAGAUUAUAAAUUAUAAUAAAUAUUUUAUAAGCCGAAAUGUAAGUAAUAUUAGAAAUGAUUUAUUUGAUGGUAUCCCCAAUGGAGAAAUUGAUAAGGACAAGCUAAUAUAUUUAGUGAAGAACAUACAAAUAAUAGAUUUAAAAGAAAAAGGGAUACUAAAUAAUAUUAGCAAUUUAUUAAAAAACCAUAUAAAUCAAUUUAAUAUAGAUGAAAUAUAUUUAAUUAUACAUUCUUUUAGUAAGUUAAAUUUUACAAAAUAUUCAUUAUACAAUAAUUUUGUAAAAAUUAUUAUGACUAAAAAGCCAGUGAUAAAUACAAGAAUGCUAACACAAAUAUUAAUUGAUCUUCAUAAAACAUCAUCUUUAGAUUUAAAUGCUUUAACAUUCUUUACACAAUAUUAUAUAAAUAACUUAGUUAAAAGUUUUUCUUUAUUUGACAUUUCUAUGAUAUUAUAUAUAUUUAACAAGUAUAAUUACAACGAUUUUGUAACUGUCAAUAAAAUAUGUCAGGUUAUUUCAGACCAUUUUAUUCCUAUAAUUGAUGAGGACAAAGGUGUGUUGACGACAAUUUUGUUAAGCCUAUCUGUACUUAACUUGAAUUAUGAAAUUUACUCGAAUUUUUUAAAAUUGCAUGUAUAUACAAAUUAUGAAAAGUUUGAAAUAAAAUAUUUGUGUAAUAUUUCAUAUUCUAUCGCACUUUGGCUAGCUCGUGAUUGUGUAAAAGACAAAUUCUUAAGAGAAUUAUUAAGCAAGAUUGUGGUUUUGUUAAUAAAUAAUAUGCAUAAGCUUAAAAAUGAUGAACUGAAACAGCUUCACAUAGUGUUAUACUUUUUAAGGGCAAUCGGAGAAAAUUAUGAAGAGGCAAUAAAAAAACUUGAAAAAAAAAAUAUUAAAAAUACAAUAACAGUGUCUAAAAUGCAACAACAAGUUGAAAGAAUUUUCACAGAAAUCGGAUUAAAUGUGGAUAAGGAAUUUCCUGUCGGUCCAUAUAUUCUAGAUUUUGCAUUAAAAAAAAAAAAGAUUGACAUUGAAGUCAAUGGAUUUACGCAUUAUUACACAUUUGAUGGAAAAAUAAAUAACAAAACAAAUCUGAAAUAUUUCAUAUUAAAUAAGCUUAAUUGGAAGAUUGUUACUAUCGAAUAUAUGGAUUGGAAAAAUAAAUCAAAAGAUGAUAAAAUAAAAUAUAUAGAGACAAAUAUAUUGGAAAAAAUAAAAUAG
Messenger RNA from Plasmodium vinckei vinckei, 1290 nucleotides. RefSeq names its product RAP protein, putative. The record is from RefSeq and is a predicted model, not a curated record. NCBI's taxonomy places the organism in Eukaryota, Apicomplexa, Aconoidasida, Haemosporida, Plasmodiidae. The transcript is spliced from 6 exons. The coding region runs from base 1 to 1290 and encodes 429 amino acids.